AUGGCAACUCCACCCCCCGAGGGGGCUUCAGUUCUCAAGGAGGAAAAGCCUCACACGACGCCGGUCUUGACUGAUGUGUCGGUUGAUUCUGCAGUCAACAGAUCGCCUGACUCGCUCCCAAAUGGGAAGGCAGAUUUACAAGAAAAGCAGGUCAAUGCUACAGUCAAUGAUGCUGCUGUGAGCGUCAAAGAGCUGUCUCCUGCAGUGAAUGGGCACAGUGCCAGCCAGACGCCACUCCCAAAUGGCGCCACAGUGAAGGACGAAGCUCUCGCAUCUGACUCGUCUUCCAAAUCUCCAGCAACGGGUGCUCAGCCUUCCUUGGGCGAAGUCUCGUCGGCUCAGCCCGUCUCUCGGACAACCGACGCCACCUCAGAAACACCGGCAGUUUCCGUGGAUCCUGGGGUUAAUAACCCCCCCACUAACUCUCCAGAUUCAAAAUCUGCAGAACCCUCAAACAACCUUGCUGCAUCGGACGACGCGAUGACAGAGAACGGCCCCGCCUUGCAAGCCGCGCCCUCGGCAGAAUCAACCUCUGCUGAUGUCAUCAUGCAAGACUCAGAACAAAACCCUCAGCAAGACGCGUCUACGACCCUCCCUCAUCAUCCUUCAUCAACCACUAAGCCUGACUCUUCUUCUGAGACUUUGACCAGCAAGGAGGCAACUGAGUCUGUUUCACGCCCUGCUGAUCAGGCCAUGACGGACGCGCAACCUUCUCCAGUUAAGGUGCAGAGAGAGCGGGAUGUUGAUCCAGGCGAGGAGCCUGCAGCUAAGCGAACCAAAACCAACGGCGACGCGCCUGAGGCGUCCACGUUCAAAGUUCCUGAUGCCCCUACGACUACAAAUCCGCCGGCUGAACCCUCGGCAGAGGGUUCAAGUAUUACUAAGGUGCAGCACAAGUUCCUGACGAAGUGCAUCACCAGCCUGAAACGCAUGCAUGAUGCUCGUUUCUUCAGAGAGCCCGUCGAUCCUGUCAAGAUGAACAUCCCCACCUACCCCUCGAUCAUCACUCGUCCUAUGGACCUCUCGACUAUUGAGAAGAAGCUCAAGGGCGGUCAGUAUGAAACUGUUGACGCCUUGGUCGAUGACUUCAACUUGAUGGUCCAGAAUGCGGUGACGUUCAACGGUCCUGAACACCUCGUGAGUCAGGAGGGACUGCGGCUGAAGGCCACCUUCGAGAAGCAGAUGGCGAAUCUUCCGAAGCCUGAUGAGGUGGAGGAGAAGAAACCAAAGAAGGGUGCGGCGGCCAAAGCCCCUGCUGCGCGCCGUGAAUCACGGUCCACCGGUGGCCAGACCGCCCAGCGGCAGAACGCCACCUCGCCGCAAAGCACCACCUUCGCCCUGGGACCCGAGGGCCUGCCGCUGAUUCGUCGCGACUCCACGAAUGCGGACGGUCGCCCCAAGCGUUCCAUUCACCCACCCAAACGCGAUCUGCCAUAUGCUUCCAAGCCGAAGAAGAAGAAAUAUCAAUGGGAGCUGAAGUUCUGCCAGGAGGUCCUGGAUGAGCUCCAUAAGCCGAAAUACUACAAUAUCGCGGCGCCUUUCUACUAUCCUGUCGACCCUGUCGCUCUGAACAUCCCGACUUACCAUAAUAUCAUCAAGAAGCCUAUGGACCUGUCGACUGUCCAGACCAAGCUCAAGACCGGUCAGUACGAGAAUGCCAAGGAAAUGGAGGUUGACAUGCGUCAGAUCUUCAAGAAUUGCUUCAAAUUCAACAUCCCUGGAGACCCCACUUACAUGGCUGGCAAGAAGCUUGAAGAGGUCUUUGAGGCUAAGUGGGCUCAAAAGGCUCGUUGGCUUGAGAUGCAUGAUCCCAAUGCGGGCCAUCACAGUGCUUCUUCCGAUGAGGAGAGCGAGGACGAGGCAGAAGACAGCGAUGAUGACGCCGAUCAGGAGAAAUUGCAAAUGCUUCAGAGGCAGAUCGCAGAGAUGUCGAAGCAGGUCGAGGCCAUCACCGCGAAAAAGAAAAAGACACCGCCCGCCUCGAAGAAAUCCGGCAAAUCUAAGACAGGCAAGAAGGAUUCCAAGAAGGGACUGAGCAAGAAAGACAAGAAAGUCUCGAAGAGUGGGAAACCUGAAAAGCAGCAUUGGGUUACGUAUCAGGAGAAGCAGAUCAUCUCCAACGGUAUCAGCAGUCUUCCAGACAAGAAAAUGCAGGAGGCUCUCAAGAUCAUCCAGAACAACGUUCCAUCUCUAAAGGGUAUCCAAGAGACCGAGAUUGAGCUUGAUAUUGACGAGCUGCCUAACGAAGUUCUGGUGAUGCUUCUGAAGUUCGUCAAGAAGAACGCCCCGCAUGUUCUUGAAGAAGAAGAGCAACCAGCGCCGCCUCCUGUUCCGUCAGCAGUUUCGUCUAAGCCCAAGAAGAACAAACCCAUGAGCAAGUAUGAACAGGAAGCUCAGAUUAACAUGCUUGAGGGUAGCCUGUCACGAUUCCAGGGAGCUGCAGCCCGUUCUCCAGACCCAGUGCCUUCCGUUGAGAACAAUGUCGAAAGCAGUGAUGACUCAGACGACGACUCGGAAGAAAGCGAAGAGGAGUAA
Molecule: messenger RNA, 2535 nt
Organism: Rasamsonia emersonii CBS 393.64
Lineage: Eukaryota; Fungi; Ascomycota; Eurotiomycetes; Eurotiales; Trichocomaceae
Product: Transcription regulator BDF1
Exons: 3
Coding region: 1-2535 (844 amino acids)
Biological process (GO): chromatin remodeling; regulation of DNA-templated transcription
Cellular component (GO): chromatin; nucleus
Source: RefSeq, a predicted model, not a curated record